AUGACCAUUGACCCCAAGCUUCAGCCAACCGUUGAUCUGAGACUGCCCAACCUGGUGCCCUGUGUCUGUGUGCAGCUGUGGUUUCCAGUCCCUGAUUCCAGAAGAAACACUCAGUGUCCAUUAAGAGAGAGAGCACUUCCACAUGGAGGUGAUGUCUUGUCCUCGAGCUCAGUUACAGUUCGUGGCUCUGUUCUGCGUUGGGAGCCUCUCUGCCCCGCUGACCAAUCAGAUCCCUCCGUCUCUCUGUGCUGGCGAAUCAGCACGCAGAGCUCUCACUGUGUCCCCGCCCCCAACACCACCCUCCACAAGACCAAACUGGAGUAUAACGUGUCUGCUGUAGACAGACACCCUCAGAUGUGUGUGAAGUUUUCUCUGAAUGGCAGUCAUCGAGUCUUCUGUCCAUUCGAGUCAGAGGGCGGCUCUGAUUGGAGCGUGAGGGUCGUCCCUGGGUCUCUGCACCUGCACCUGCUCCUGUCCUCCAGUGUCUCCGCUUGGUUUUCUGCUCAGCUGUGCUCCAGAUGGGGAGAGAUGUGUUCAUCUCAAGGGAGCGUCAUCUCACAGCUGGUGCACGGGGGCGCCACUGAGGCCCAGCUGAGCCUGCCCUUCCCCUUCCUCUCAUCAGCACUGUGUGUGCAGGUGUGGCGCUCGGAUCUCUACGGAAGACGAAUCAUCUGUCCUGACUUCACACACAGGCGCUGGGGUCUCAUCACUGGCUCUGCACUGACUCUUCUGGCUGUGGGGACUGUGCUGGUCUCCAUCACGUGCUACCUGCUCAAAAGAAGAACAAAAGUGUGGCUGAGACGUCCCAUGCUGCUCGUGUGCUCGUCCGAUGACGCCGCGCACAUCUCUGCCGUCUGCAGCCUAGCCUCCGUCCUGCAGGGGGAGCUCUCGAUGGAUGUGCGGCUGGCGCAGUGGGCGUCCUCUCUGGCUCAGCUGGGGCCCGUGCCGUGGCUGUACGGACAGUGUCAGGCCGUGCAGAAGGCAGGAGGUCUUGUCCUGAUCGCCUGGAGCCCUGACGCCCUUCAGGCUUUUCUGAGACUGGCGAAGAGCGAUUGGGGCGCUGGAUCUCAGUUCUCUGAGACUGGGCUGUAUAGUGCUGCUGAAGAGGAAGAGCAGAAGUGCUGUGAUGGGGAAUGGAUGGAGAAGGCAGCGGAGUUGUCCUCUAUCACGGCUCCUGUGCUCAACGCUGCCCUCUGCUGUCUGUGGACGGGAUUACACAGCGAUGGCCACGCCAGGGGGUUUGGACUGGUGUGCUUCCAGAACCUUAACAACAGCACCAGCAGCACUUACAUCGCAAAACAGCUCCGCUGUGUCCCAAAGUACUGUCUCCCGAAGGACCUGUCCUCUUUAAUUCAUGACCUGACCGACUCAGGGGAUGGAGCUGGAGAAGCCCAAGGGAGUGGGCGAUGCUGGCCCCGUCUUCUGUCCAAAGCGAUGUCGUUCUUCAUGUCACGUCAGCUCGCGCCCAGACUAGAGGCAGGGCUACCUGGAACGGGCUUACCCCAGUCCUCACGGAAAUCAGUGAAAUCAAAGCGAAAGAUAUGGAGGCACAAAAAGCGCCGCAGUAAAGUGGUAUCUGCAUGUUUGUCCAGAAAGAAAAACUCUGCGCCAGAGCUUCUAGUGAAAUCCUAGCAGGACGAGACAGCUGCUCUCUUUGCCUGAACUCUCACGGUCCUCUUAUUCUUACACCGAGGGAAGGAGGAAGACCAUUCAGAAGUGACUCCAGCUUUACAGUCUGUCCAGCAGGGGGCAGAAACAUCAAACUGUGUUCCUGUGAGCUUCCUGGUACAGCUCCGGCUCUGUCUGUGACGAGAGAACCCAAGAGCCCCGGUGUUCAGCUUCAUUCAGUAG
Molecule: messenger RNA, 1851 nt
Organism: Carassius carassius (crucian carp)
Lineage: Eukaryota; Metazoa; Chordata; Actinopteri; Cypriniformes; Cyprinidae
Gene: il17re
Product: interleukin-17 receptor E
Exons: 11
Coding region: 1-1632 (543 amino acids)
Molecular function (GO): interleukin-17 receptor activity
Source: RefSeq, a predicted model, not a curated record